Molecule: messenger RNA, 1573 nt
Organism: Magallana angulata
Lineage: Eukaryota; Metazoa; Mollusca; Bivalvia; Ostreida; Ostreidae
Exons: 4
Coding region: 40-780 (246 amino acids)
Source: RefSeq, a predicted model, not a curated record
UAUGAUUUUGGUAGAAGGGAAAUAAUCCACACUUACAAAAUGGAGGGAUUCGAAUCAUCUGUUGAUGUUAGCGUGGACAACAGAUCUGCAUUUACAUGUACAUCUGUUGGCGGAAAGGGAAGUCAAGUUUCUAUGCAAAUUGAACCAGGGGAGUUUUUAGUUGUGCACUCUAAUUCUCCAACACAUAAGAAGACAUGUCUAAAGGAAGACCUUAAAAGUACCAUGAAAAUGUCAAUUCAAAAAGAGGAUGAAUAUGAAACAGGGAAUGAUUUUAUUGAGGAGCCAAUCACUGGUUCUGAGGAUGCUGGUAUAUAUGACUCAGAUUUUGUAGGAAGUUUAACAAAAAUUUCACAAGAGGAAGUUGAGGAAAUUCUAAAAACCUGUGAUUUGGAUAGAGAUAAAAUAAUCGACACUUACAGAAUGAAGGAAUUUGAGUCAUCUAGUUAUGUUCAAAUUACUAAUAAAUCUGCAUUUGAAUAUCCAUCUGUUGGCGGGAAAGUCUUCAAAGGUGGAAUAUGGAUGCCAGCGAAAAAUGUGGUUGUUAAGGGAAGUCAAGUUUCUAUGCAAAUUGAACCAGGGGAGUUUUUAGUUGUGCACUAUGAUUCUCCAACACAUGAGAAGACAUUUCUACAGAAAGACUUUAAAAGUGGCAUGACCAUGUCUAUUCAAAAAGAAGAUGAAUAUGAAACAGGGAAUGAUUUUAUUGAGGAGUCAAUCACUUGUUCUGAGGAUGCUGGUAUAUAUGACUCAGAUUUUGUAGGAAGUUCAACAAAAAUAUAACAAGAGGAAAUUGAGGAAAUUCUAAAAACCUGUGAUAUAGAUAGAAAUAAAAUAAUCUACACUUACAGAAUGUAGGGAUUUGAGUCAUCUGGUUAUGUUCAAAUUAACAAUAAAUAUGCAUUUUAAUAUUCAUCUGUUGGCGGGAAAAUCUUCAAAGGUGGAAUAUGGAUGUCAGCGAAAAAUGUGGUUGUUGAGGGAGGUGAAGUGUCUGUGCUUAUUGAACCAGGAUAGUUUUUAGUUGUGCAAAAUGAUUCUCCAACACAUGAGAAAACUUUAUACAAGAAAGACGAUACAAGGGGCAAGACAAAGACUAUUCCAGAAGCGGAUGAUGAAGAGGAAAUCGGAAAAGGGAACGACCUUAUUGAAGAUUCAGCCACUGGUUCUAAGGAUGCUGUUGAUGCAAGCCAACAAAUUGUACUUGCACACAGCAAUAAAAAGCUGUCGAUUUGCGUUUGUGUAUUUUUUCCUGCACGAUGAAUAUUUCUUAACUUGUUUGUGUUUUUGUGAAGAUAUGCAUCACCAUAUUUUGAACAUGUCUAAAUUUGACAAGUCAGUUUGUCCUAUAGCCAAAAAAAUCAUCAACGCUAGAUUUAGACAAAAAGUUAGAGGACACGCCAAACAUAUUUUGAAUUAAGUAAUAUGCCAAGUUAUUCAAUAUGUUCUUAAUAUAAAACAAAUAAAUGCUCAUUUAGUCGUAAAGUUUGCACAUGUUGUACAUUAAUGAGAAAAUUGUCUACCUGUUUCAAAAAUAGCGCAUUUUCUACAUUUCAAUUAAACUUGCAUAUUUAACCAA